Tachyglossus aculeatus (Australian echidna) is the source of this 5253-nucleotide messenger RNA. RefSeq names its product coiled-coil domain containing 92 (gene CCDC92). Gene Ontology annotation, cellular component: centriole. Bases 185 to 1132 code for a protein of 315 amino acids. NCBI's taxonomy places the organism in Eukaryota, Metazoa, Chordata, Mammalia, Monotremata, Tachyglossidae. The record is from RefSeq and is a predicted model, not a curated record. The transcript has 4 exons.
CAUACAGCUCAGGAAAUUCAAACAAGAAACUAUUAAAUAUUAAACAGUCCAGGUUAGGACUGUCGGAUCAUUAAGUGGAGUGGCUGAUGGUCAAGCAUCAUUAGCUGUGUGUCUGGAAGUCCUCCGAAAAUAAUUACCAAAAAUGAAGAUCUAGGGAAAUGUUGUAGGUCAUCUGGAUGUCAUCAUGGCAACCUCCAACCUCGAGAACCAAUUGCACAGCGCCCAGAAGAACCUAUUAUUUCUUCAGCGGGAACACGCCAGCACACUGAAGGGUCUGCAUGCAGAGAUCAGAAGACUACAGCAGCACUGUACCGAUUUAACAUACGAGCUCACGCUAAAAAGUUCUGACCCAACAGGCGAUGGAAAUUCAAGAAGCAACGAACUGAAAAGGAAAUGCGAAGAACUGGAAGCUCAACUGAAAGUCAAAGAAGAUGAAAAUAACGAAUUACUAAGAGAACUCGAGCAGAAAAAUGCUAUGAUUAUGGUGCUUGAAAACACCAUCAAAGAGAGAGAAAAGAAAUAUUUGGAAGAAUUAAAAAUGAAAAGCCAUAAGCUCAACGUGCUCUCGAGCGAGCUGGAGCAGCGAGCGAGUACCAUCGCUUACCUGACAGCCCAGUUGCACGCGACCAAGAAAAAGCUUUUGAGUUCAAGCGGGACUUCGGACGCCACUCCCUCCGGCAGCCCCGUGCUGUCCAGCUACAAGCCAGCUCCCCCCAAAGACAAGCUCCCGGAGACCCCCAGGCGCCGCAUGAAAAAGAGCCUCUCGGCCCCGCUCAACCCGGAGUUCGAGGAGGUGUACAGAUUCGGGGUCGACAGCCGGAAGCUACUGUUGCGUGAGCCCGUGGAUGCCAUGCCCGACCCCACGCCGUUCUUGCUGGCCCGGGAGUCGGCCGAGAUGCACCUCAAGGAGAGGCCCCUGGUCAUCCCCCCCAUCGCCUCCGACCGGCCCGGGGGCGGCCAGCACAGCCCGGCCCGGGAAAAGUCGCACAAGGCGCACGUGGGCGUGGCCCACCGGAUCCACCACACCGCCGCGCCCCCCCAGGCGCCGCCCGAGGUGGAGACGCUGGCCGUGGACCAGCUGCACGCGAGCAAAGUGGUCCGGAAGCAUUCAGGGCCCGACCGAACAGUUUAAGAGCAGACGGCCACGGCCCGGGUCCGACCCGAAGAGCCCCCACCCGCCCGACAGCUGCCGCGUCCUUUUCCAUCCCCGUGUGCAUGCCAAAAUUUUUUCACACAUUCUUCCUCUUGAUAAAUUAUUCUCCUCCCCGCCCUCCCUGCCGCAACCGAACUAGAGUUGUGUUCCUCUUGCAGAGUAUGUAUUUAAAGCUGUGGCCAAAUACCUGUGUACCGGACUGCUUGCUUCUAACUUUACUCCGUUUAACCCAGGUGCACACGUGGACGAAAGCACAGGCCGCAGGCUGCAUUAUAGUCAAUAUUAAUAAAACCAGAUAUCCACCCGCCUGAUUAUAAAGUCGGAGCACCGUGUAUAAACCAUUUACGCUAGCAGCGUCCCUCUGAGGCGGCCCCAUCCGCAUGGAGCCUCUCCCUGGCGCACCCCCAGAGUCUGGGGUGUAGCAUCCCCAACAAAAGCCACUCCCUGAGCAGCGUCGAGAACAGAGCAGUUACACGUGCCUGGCCAAAACACCGAAAUAACUUCACUCCCCCUGGGAGCGCGAUCCCAACCUUGUGUUGAGAUUUUUUCCAUUACACUUUAUCCAGAACGUUAAAGAUCCCAGCCACCUUCAUUUUCUAACUCCUGCCCUAGUUUUUUUUCUGUCAUCGAUUAACGUGAAUGUGCCUGGUCCACAGGGACGGCCUCCGGAGCCCCGUUCGCUUGUCUGACCGUGCUCCUUACUCGGGACAGGAAGGAAACCGUCCCUGUGCUAGUGAAUUAUUGCAUUCCAGUGGCCAGCUGCAUUACCGUGGGUUUGAACUUACCCCUGCCAAAGCGAUACAUCGGGUCUUCCCCUGGGUUGAGGGGUGAUGUCCUAAUCCUGCUUGUAGUUGCUCUCAUCUCCAUUUGUUUUUCCCGCUCUUCCUGGGCUGGCUGGCUCAGACGUCUUUGCAAAAAUUUUUUUAGCACUAUUGAUUUCUUCUUGUGGAGGAGCAAGUGGGUGAGGGUGUGCCUGCUUUUGUUGUUUGGGGUUUUUUUGCGGGGUUGUUGAUUUGGUUCUUUGGUGCUUGUGUUUUGUUUUUUUAGUAUACUGGCUCAAUUCUGUUCCCUUAAGCCUCCUUUCUUUGCCUCCGGCCCCUAAGUAGCUUCAGACCUAGGACACUGCGUGGCAGCAGCACUCAGUCAGAGAGCUAGACCUUUCUCUGUCCUUGUGACUUUUUUUUUUUUGCAGAACAUUAUUCCUCUGUUCUUCCCUCCCCUCCUAUUUUCUGCAUUCCCUGUUCUCUAUCCACAGCGUGAACCUUGGAAGCUCCCCACCCCCUGCCCCUCCAGCCGGAGCGCAGGCAGCCCAGAUUGAAGAGGUGAGGAGGGAGAAAGAUUUCCCUUUCCAGUGAUCGGUGCGGUCUUGCCUUGAUGGUGCCCAAGCCCUUUCCUCUCCCUCCCGCAACUCACGUUCCCCCAUCCCAGCCUGGCGUCCAUCCACCCCCUUAGUAAUGAGGUGAAGCCUGCGAUGGAGACGAGGGCUGGGUCACAGACAUCCAAACCUCGUCUCAGUCAGCCGCAGCUGUCGCCCCAUCGCCCACCCUGCAGAUGAUGGCCUGGCUCCCAGGCCGCGCUGUCCUGGCAUCCUGACCGAGGCUCUGAUGGAAUUCACAACCUUUUUCAAUCACCGUGAAUCACAGCUCGCGCUCGAGCCCCGGGAGUGUGCAGUAAGAAGGCGGAGAGCCCCGGAUACCGGCACGCCUAAGUCCGCGACAUCGGAUGCCUGCGCCAAGCCGAUAUCCAAGGGAGAAAUUCGAUCCCGGGGAACUAGGGAGUAAACUUUAUUUCCUUGAAGAAAUCUACUCGGAGAAGACUGGAAAGGACAGCUGGCCGCGGGUUUGCCGAGCCUUCCCUCACCCUGGGCUUUGGGCACGUAAGACGUCCUGACCCAGCCCACCCCUCCCAGGGCGGUGACCACAAUUCCUUCUCGAAUUUUCUGGCCCUGCACCCCCGCCCCAGGCUUUCUAAAGAGUCUGGGAACGCAGCUCUUUACAGGCACAGGCUUCUGUUAAAAGAAUCUCAGCAGUUUUUUUAGCGAGUCCCCUACUCAUAUUUACAACUUCUCAACUAAGGUGGGGGGAGGUAGACGGUCCCUUAAGAAGAAAACUGUUCUGACAUGCCCUGUUCAAAUAAUCAGACAAGUUUAUUUUCCCCAAAUACAGAAUGCUAAAAGAGGAAAAGAGUUUAGGAAGAGAUUAGAGUCACGCUGUUCACCACGCUUUGGUGGCCAUUGCGUGAAAGAAAGGAGAAAAUUAGUGGCAAGAAGCCGCCUGGUCUGUGCCACUCCUUCCUCCAAGGGGAGCAGAGAUUGGCAUCCAGGUAGCACGGAGCCCAGGCUUUAUGAUGGUGGGAGAGGUCUGAGCACGUCUUUCCACCCCCAAUCCACUGGUGGACGAGCUCAGGCUUGGGGGUCCAGCCUCCCCCCGGCCGAUGCCGUGAGCUAGUCGGAGUUCAGCGUCAGGCACACCCCUUGCAGCACCCAGUGGGAAAUGUGUUUGGUGGUAGAGAGAUCAGCUUCAAACACUAACCCGACUCCCAUCGCAUUUCUUCUCAUGGAGGUGGUGUAGACGGGGGUCCGGAAGGUGUUCUAGAGACAAGGGAAAUAAGCGGCUUGGAGCCUCUGCCUGGAUGGACUCCCUCACCCGUCGAGCCCGAGGAGCUGCCUGGGCUCCAGCUGGAGGGAUAGCCUGGAUUAUGGGACUGGAAGAAUCUGGGGAUGCUGAGACUGUCCCCUGCCAUCUUUGCCCAAAUGGCAUCGCCCCGCUCUGGGGCAGCCCAGCUGCAGAUGCUCUGGGCUGGGAGUGAGGUCACAGGUGUGAUUAGCUAGUGUUUUGUCGUCUCAGUGGCCAUCUACAGUGAACCACCACCCUGGGCCUGGUGGCAAAGACCCUGCCCAUCUGGGUCUAGGCCCAGGGCACUAGGGGGAGGGCAGAGGCCAUUGCUCCCCACCUCUCCACCACCCUGCCCCAGAAUACUGGCUUGCCUUUCACCCCUAAAGGAAUUUUUUUGAUCUGCAGCUCUAGGUCAUAUUGUGCUUUUGGUUUUUGGCUCUGGUUCAUGAGGUUUGCCGCCCCCACCCCCCGACUAAACCAACUAAUAACCCCUGCAGACAGAACUGACAGCGUAGGCAAGUCCCCCAGGCAGGACAGGGUAAGGAAAGAUUCCGCCAAGGGAAUCCCUUUUGGAGUGAAUGAAUGAAUGGUUUUCCAGGACCCAACCAAUUCCUUGAAGAAAGGAUUGGGCCACUCCCGAGGGAUCCACGAGGAACCGUGUCCCUCGAGAACCCAAUUUUCUGGGCCGGGGGAAGACAAGCCAGGAGACAGAAAUGAACCCGCAGCCCAGCGCUGGUCCGUUGAUUACCGCGGUUCCCCGGGCACCCGCUCUCUCACCUGCAGCUUGAGCCGAUGGGCUUCGAUGGGGAUUAUCUUUAGGAUGGGCAGGUUAACUACAAGGACUUUGGGUUUGCUCUUGAUAAGGCAGCUUUUCUCAAUGUCCCAGUCGGCACCUUCCAAAUACAGGCCGGAGACAAAGCAGCCUGCAGACGGCAGGGGAAGAUCACAGGGAGUGAUUCCAAGACAUUGGCGGGAAAGAAUGGUUACCCAAUCUCCAUCCACCGGGGCCUGUGAAGGGCACACGUCCCUCAAGCCCAAGCCGCCACCUCCGCCUCCUCCUCCCCUUUUGUGCACCAACACUUACUGGGCGCCCAUCGUGUGAGUCACCCCAUGGUGCCUGACUUGGGCCCUGAUAAGAUUCAAAUCAUCCUGUUCCCUUCUAGAGCAUGGAAGGAAAACAGCUUGGCUCCCAGAAGGGCAAACUGAGCUCCAGAAACUCUUCUCCUCCUCCUCCUUCCCCAACCCCUGGCCUCAGGCGGAUAGAAAACUCCUUCCUCGUACCAACGCCUUCUCUUCCCCACUGCGUCCUAGGAGGUUAAUCCUUUCAGCCCUGCCACUGACCUCCACCAAGUCUCACCUCCUCUGUGCCUCAGUUCCCGUAUUUAUAAAAUGGGAAGACUCUCUGACUCUCCCUACCUCACGGCGAUGUUGAGGCUAGAGAUAACUCAUGUGAAAGUGCUUUGGAAAAAUAAAAGUGUUACGCAA